Messenger RNA from Gadus morhua (Atlantic cod), 4425 nucleotides. It is a transcript of the gene enc2, whose product is annotated as ectodermal-neural cortex 2. NCBI's taxonomy places the organism in Eukaryota, Metazoa, Chordata, Actinopteri, Gadiformes, Gadidae. Bases 158 to 2071 code for a protein of 637 amino acids. Gene Ontology annotation, biological process: ubiquitin-dependent protein catabolic process. The transcript is spliced from 14 exons. The record is from RefSeq and is a predicted model, not a curated record. Gene Ontology annotation, cellular component: cytoplasm; Cul3-RING ubiquitin ligase complex. Gene Ontology annotation, molecular function: protein binding.
UUUCCAGAGUUCUCCCAAAACCAGUCCGACGGGCACUGGCAGAUAGACGUUCUUUUAGUUAUCUGGGAUACCUUUUUUAACUGAUAGCCAGAUGUCUUACAUUCAUUGGAUUUAAUUUUACGAAAAACGUAAUUAAUCCCCCUGUAGCUGUGCGGGGAUGCAGAACUCCCCCCACCUCCUGACUGUCAGUGCCUGUGCCUGGGUCAGCAGUCUUUGUCACCGAAGUCUUCCAGUGAGAGACUUUAGCCCAAUGGGAGAGAUUGUUCCAAGCGAUUCCCUGGAGGUGCCUAGCGAGGCCGCCAUGUCGGUGAACGUGCACGAGAACAGGAAGUCCCGCUCCAGCACGGGCUCCAUGAACAUCUCGCUGUUCCACAAGCCGUCGCACCCAGACAGCGUGCUGACCCACCUCAACACGCUGAGGAAACAGUGCAUGUUCACAGACGUGACGCUGUGGGCUGGGGACCGCUCGUUUCCCUGCCACAGGGCCGUCCUGGCCGCUUGCAGCCGCUACUUUGAGGCCAUGUUCAGUGGUGGAUUGCGAGAGAGUCUGGACAGUGACGUCAACUUCCGGAACAGCGUACAUCCAGAGGUGCUGGAGCUUCUGCUGGACUUUGCGUAUUCCUCGAGGAUCAUCAUCAACGAGGAGAACGCAGAGUCCCUGCUGGAGGCCGGGGACAUGCUGCAGUUCCACGACAUCCGCGACGCAGCCGCAGAGUUCCUGGAGAAGAACCUGCACUCGUCCAACUGCCUGGGCAUGAUGCUGCUGUCGGACGCACACCAGUGCAAGAGGCUGUACGAGCUGUCGUGGCGGAUGUGUCUGGUGCACUACGAAACGGUCCUGGAAUCCGAGGAAUUCUACAGCCUGUCUAAAGAAAAACUACUGGAGCUGAUCCUAAGCGAUGAACUCGAGAUUGAAGACGAAGAGGUGGUGUUUAACUCAGCGUUGCGGUGGGUGCGCUUUGACCUGGAAGGCCGACGGCACCACCUGCCUGAGCUGCUAAGGGGCGUCCGGCUGGCCCUGCUGCCCUCUGAGUGCCUGCUGGAGGCCGUGGCCUGUGAGGAGCUGGUCAUGGCGGACAAGAGGAGCAGGUUGAUAGUGGAGGAGGCAAUGCAGUGCAAGAAGAGGAUCCUGCAGAACGAUGGCAUGGUGACCAGCCCGUGUGCCAGACCACGCAAGGCGGGACACACGCUGCUCAUAUUGGGGGGCCAGACCUUCAUGUGUGACAAGAUAUACCAGGUGGACCACAAAGCAAAGGAGAUCAUCCCCAAGGCCGACCUGCCCAGCCCCAGGAAGGAGUUCAGCGCCUGCGCCAUCGGCUGCAAGGUGUACGUCACGGGGGGGCGGGGCUCUGAGAACGGCGUGUCCAAAGACGUGUGGAUCUACGACACCGUCCACGAGGAGUGGUCCAAGGGGGCGCCCAUGCUCAUAGCCAGGUUCGGCCAUGGCUCCGCAGAGCUGGAAAACAGUUUAUAUGUUGUAGGAGGACACACGGCUAUAGCGGGGGUGUUCCCUGCCUCGCCCUCCGUCUCCCUAAAGCAGGUGGAGCGGUACGAUCCCCUCACCAACAAGUGGACCAUGAUGGCUCCCCUCAGGGACGGAGUCAGCAACGCAGCUGUGGUCAGCGCCAAGCUCAAACUGUUUGUGUUUGGAGGCACCACUAUCCACCGAGACAAGGCCUCUAAGGUCCAGUGCUACGACCCCGUUGGCAACCGCUGGAGCAUCGCGGCGGAAUGCCCGCAGCCGUGGCGCUACACAGCGGCGGCCGUGCUGGGCAGCCAGAUCUUCAUCAUGGGCGGCGACACGGAGUUCACCGCCGCCUCGGCCUACCGCUUCGACUGUGACACCAACCAGUGGUCGCGCGUGGGGGACAUGACCUCCAAGCGCAUGAGCUGCCACGCCGUGGCGUCGGGCAACAAGCUGUACGUGGUGGGCGGCUACUUCGGCACGCAGCGCUGCAAGACCCUGGACUGCUACGACCCCACGGGGGACAGCUGGAGCUCCAUCACCACCGUGCCUUACUCCCUCAUCCCCACCGCCUUCGUCAGCACCUGGAAGCACCUGCCCGCCUAACUGCUACCCCUGACCCACCUCUUCCAGUGGGGAAGGCGGGACAUGGAAGAGCUGACACCGGUGUUGCUGUGCUGUCCAUUCUCAAGGAGAGGACCCACCAUAGGGGCCUACACCGCUGGCUGGCAACGCCGUUACCUCCCCGCCGUCCCGCCCCGGGCUGCUGCACCAUCUACAAGCGUGUAAAAAAGAAGAUGGCUCACAGCAAAUCAUCACCUCAGAAAAUACGGACUCCACGUGGAGGGACCAAUCGCGGACAAGCCGGUCUCCAAAAGCUCAAACUAGAAGGAGAGGAGAUGUUCGCCGGCAUGCAAGGCUUCCUGAACGAUGUGAUAGUUUGUUAGAACUCAUAGUCUUUUAAAAAUCAACAGAGGAACUGCAACAAGAUGAACCCAACUGACAAACCAACUCAUGGUUGGUUGCACAACCACUGAUGGGGUAAUUUCUGUUAUUUAAUUCUCAUAGUUUCUUUGCUGGAUGUCUUCAGAAGUUUGUGUUUAGCAUUUGUGAUAAGAGUACACAAGCAUUCCUCAUUUGAAACCAAAAGCUAAGGCUCUUAAACACGGUAAAUGAUUCAAGAUGAUAUAUCUUGAUAUAUCUUAUCUUGUUGUACUAUGUUGGUUUCUGCCACAAUGUUGCCAACCAGUAGCAAUCAAACAGAAUUGAACAGUCUCAAGUACAUAGCAUGCUUUGCACGUCUUACUCUUCAUUCCCAUUGUUUUUCCAAACUAAGGGAUGGACAGGCAGAUAUUUCUGUAGCUAUGUCAUGAAUAGUUAAAAAGUCCAGUAUCUCGCUACAGUUACAUAAACUCCCUUCCCGGGCAUCUUGUUAUAGCAUAUGGUUUUAAAGCACUGCAGGAUCUCACUGAUGCAAGUGGCAUCGUUCUUGUGAAUCCUGGUCUGAAAAGGAUUCCCUCCUAUUCGGAUGAAGUACUUAAAGCUGUUUCAGUGUUCAGUUACUUACAGAUGUAUUGGUUCUUACAGAUGUAUUAGCUUAUCAUUUGGGGCCACUUUACUAAGUGAAUUUUUGGCAUCUGACACAGCCAACUUUUCCCCCUGUUGUCUUUCAGCCAUGCCUUAUGAAGUGCUCUAGAUCUACGGCUGGGCGGUAUUAACACUAGGACUUUUAAGACUUAACAAAAUAUUCAAAAGAUAUGUGCAAUUGUUUUUAAUUUGCAUUACAAACGUUGCCAUUGAAAAUAUGUUGUAAUUUCAGGUAUAUCAGAUCAAUAUUCAUACAUUUUUGGAUGAAAUGUAUUGUAAUUACAAGUACAAUGUUACGCAGUUUUGCAUCCAAACAGCGUUAUUCUGUGGACAGCCAUUAAUUGCAGGUAUAACGGUAUGUACAAUGAGCACGGCACAUGUUACUCAUGUUACACAUGAGUACUGACACUAUAUAAGUGCAAUUCAAUUUAAUAUAUUAUAAUAAUAAUAAUAAAUUCAAUUUAUAUAGCGCUUUUCUCGCACUCAAAGCGCUAUCAAACCUUGUUUUGUUGCUAGAUGGAAGUCUUAUGACAAAAUCAAGAGACUACAACACUACACAUUAUAAUGAAUUAUGAUUAAGAACAUGCUACUGAAAGAUAAUGGAAUUAUCGCUCAGCCCUAUGUAGCAGUCAGUCAAAAUUCUAGCUUCUGUCAUUGCUACUAUUUUGGUUUAUGUAUACUAUAAAAUAACUAAACAUCUGUUGGCUCAUGUGUAUUCUAGUUCAGCUUGUCCAAACCCAUGCUAACAGGGCAAGGAUAUUCAGUUCAAACCAAACAUUGUUUGAAUAUUAAGCCUUUUUCUGCCAUUCUACUGCAAAUGGGCUGAUCCACAAUCUUGAUGAGUCUUGAAAAGGAAUAACAUGGCAAUGACAACCAACCAAUGAAACUAAGGAAUGAAUGUGCUCUUUGUUUCUUUAAGAAAAAAAAUCAUACCAUUUUUGGAUAUUUUAAUGGCUCAUUAAGGGCAUAUUCCAGUCAAGUCGGAGAAACAAGGUUUUCACACAUUGCAGAUUUGGAUACUUGAUGCAGUAUCACCCAUGUAGUGAUGUGCAAUUUCUGUCUGACAAAAAUGACACUUAAAUGAGGGGGAGAAAAGCAUCCACUAUCAUUACCCAUGGAUUUUCUUCAACUCUGACAGUUACAUGUCAGAAAGCAAUGGCACACAACUUUUGUAUGAAUUGGAAAAUGAAGGGAGAAGAGGAGAUCGUUUUUUCUGCAUUUUUGAACAAACUUUUUACUGGACAAUGAGGAUUUUUUAAAUUAAAUCUGAUUAUGGUGGGAGUUGAAUAUGUGAAGGACUUCUUUUUGCAAGAGAUGAGAUUUGGAUGUUUUUACUGAUGGAAUAAAUAAAUAAAAUGAUCACACAAAUCUUU